This is a messenger RNA of Oncorhynchus masou masou (cherry salmon), 1331 nucleotides long. RefSeq names its product heat shock protein 67B1-like. The record is from RefSeq and is a predicted model, not a curated record. Gene Ontology annotation, cellular component: cytoplasm; nucleus. The transcript is spliced from 4 exons. Gene Ontology annotation, biological process: protein refolding; response to heat; negative regulation of apoptotic process. NCBI's taxonomy places the organism in Eukaryota, Metazoa, Chordata, Actinopteri, Salmoniformes, Salmonidae. The coding region runs from base 1 to 1287 and encodes 428 amino acids.
AUGACCGAGCAGACCAAAGCAGCGGCCCCAUCGGCACCAGGGGCCCCAUCACGUCCUCACUACUCUAGGGACUUCUUCUGGUCCCCCCUGUGGAGCUGGUGGCAGCGGCCCACCCCUAGCAGCCUCCUUCCCAACCAGGAUUUCGGCCUGCCACCGUUCCUAGAGGCCGGAGACCUCCGUGACCUCAGCUGGAUGGAUAACAUCCAUAGACUCCUGGCAGCCAGCUCCUGGACUGAGUACAUUCCCUCUAUGCCCCUCUUGGUGCCCUCCUUUCCGGCCCCGGCCUCCUCAAUGCACCAGCUAGCCCCCAAGCUGAGCAGGGUAGAGUCUGCAGGGUUGAAGGGGCUGUCGGAGGUCCGGGUGGAGGGGCACAAUUGGAGGAUCACCCUGGAUGUCAGUCACUUCUCCCCCGCAGAGAUCACUCUCAGGACCCGCAGCGGCUUCCUGGAGAUCGGAGGGACUCAUGAAGAGAGACCAGAUGAGCAUGGUUUUGUUGCUAGAUGUUUCACCAGGAGAUACAUGCUCCCGAUAGGUAUCGUCUCUAAGACCAUACGAUCCUCUCUGUCUGGUGAUGGAAUUCUGACUGUGGAGGCUUCACUUCCUGACCCCAGCAUCCCUGAUGACAUCAUCAUUCCCAUUCAGGUGGAGAAGGAGACCAUAAGAGAAGAUGGAGAGGAGGGUGGAGCUAAACCAGAGGAGACUACCGUAGCUGACACAGACUCCCAGCCUUCUCCAUCUGCCCCUGCUAUGGCCCCUGUAUCCCUGGAGGCGCGUGACUUCACUCCCGCAGAGCCUGGCACCAUGCACCCCACAGAGGCACCCAAGGAUGGGGACAAGUUAGCACAGGAGGUCCCUGGAGAAGAGGCUCAGCCAGACAGCGCCACGGCUGUGCCAAAGAGCCAUGAGGAAGGGAGAGGAGGAGCAGAGGAGGGGGAGACACACACUAAGCCAGCUGGAGAGAUGGAGACCCACCCCCCAGAGCAUGCAGAUGAAGAGGGAAAAGAGGGAGAAGGGCUUCCAGAUCACACAGAGCCCUUUGAGCACCUUGAUGCCCCUGACUCCCCAGACACAGUCACGUCCGACCGCGGGGAACACAAAACAGACCCAGCCCAAGACCAUGACGAAGAGCCCCAGCACUCGGAAGGCUCAGGGGAGGCAGCCGAGGCCCCGCCCCAGCCUGAGGAGCACGAGCCAGGCAUGAGUCCAUCAGAGGAGGGGGCCCACCACUCUCAGGAGCUGGAAGUUCCAGAGCACCCUGAUAUGGAGCAACAGGCAUACACCAAGUAGAGAGAGAGAGAGAGAGAGAGAGAGGGGGAUGAGAUGUGACUGAG